AUGUACCUCUACCUGUCGGGAGUAUUGCCUUUCAACGAGAAAUAUUAUGGUGUUGAUGGCGCCGUGUGAAAGGUCUCCAUCACAUGUUGCCUGCAGGAUACCCGCAACUUCUAUUGUGCUGCACUGACUAAAAUACCACCUAAACCUGGACAGAUUGGGAGAGGUAAACGAGUUGUCAUUGAAGAUGACAGAAUAGAAGAUGAGCUGAAAGACCCAGCAGAAAAAACACCUGCCUGUGUCUAG
Molecule: messenger RNA, 243 nt
Organism: Oncorhynchus nerka (sockeye salmon)
Lineage: Eukaryota; Metazoa; Chordata; Actinopteri; Salmoniformes; Salmonidae
Gene: camk2n1b
Product: calcium/calmodulin-dependent protein kinase II inhibitor 1b
Exons: 3
Biological process (GO): negative regulation of protein kinase activity
Molecular function (GO): calcium-dependent protein kinase inhibitor activity; protein kinase binding
Source: RefSeq, a predicted model, not a curated record